Molecule: messenger RNA, 807 nt
Organism: Ascoidea rubescens DSM 1968
Lineage: Eukaryota; Fungi; Ascomycota; Saccharomycetes; Ascoideales; Ascoideaceae
Gene: DPM1
Product: dolichyl-phosphate beta-D-mannosyltransferase
Exons: 1
Coding region: 1-807 (268 amino acids)
Biological process (GO): GPI anchor biosynthetic process; protein O-linked glycosylation via mannose
Cellular component (GO): endoplasmic reticulum membrane
Molecular function (GO): dolichyl-phosphate beta-D-mannosyltransferase activity
Source: RefSeq, a predicted model, not a curated record
AUGAGCAAAGAUAUCAAAUUCAGUGUUAUUGUUCCAUCAUAUCAUGAGAAAUUAAAUAUUGAACCAUUAACUACGAGGUUAUUUCAAGCAUUGGGACCUGAAUUCAGCAAGCAAACGGAAUUAAUUUAUGUCGAUGAUAAUUCGCAAGAUGGGUCAGUUGAAGAAGUUCAAAAACUAUCGGAGAAGGGGUAUAAUGUUAGAAUUAUUGUUCGUACAAAAGAAAGAGGGUUGUCAUCAGCUGUAUUGCAUGGAUUCAAAAACAGUGAUGGACAAUAUUUGUUGUGUAUGGAUGCAGAUUUGCAACAUCCACCAGAAGUUGUACCAAAGAUGCUUGAUUCAUUAGUUGAGCAUCCAUUUGCAUUGGGUACUCGAUAUGCUAAGGGUGUUGAAAUGGACAAGAACUGGCCAAUUUAUAGAAGAAUUAUUUCGUCGGGAGCAAGGCUAUUAGCGUUGCCAUUAACCAGUGCAAGUGAUCCAAUGUCGGGAUUCUUUGGGGUUCAAAGAAAGUAUUUAUAUGAAGUUGAUCCAAAUGCGAUUAAUAAUAUCAACGAUAAGGGGUUCAAGAUUGCGUUGGAGCUAUUAGCCAAAUUGCCCUUGCCAAAGAAAGAUGCCAUUGGAGACGUUCCAUUUUCGUUUGGAGUGAGAACCGAGGGAGAAAGCAAGUUGUCAGGAAAAGUGAUGUUCCAAUAUCUUGGUCAGUUGAGGGACUUGUAUUGCUACAAGUUUGGUGGCUUUCACCUUGUGAUGGGGUCAAUUGUGCUCACACUUCUCUUUCUCGGCACAGUGUUGUUGUACUUGGGCGUCUAG